Paramecium pentaurelia is the source of this 4962-nucleotide messenger RNA. The record is from the annotation of a GenBank genome assembly. Lineage: Eukaryota; Ciliophora; Oligohymenophorea; Peniculida; Parameciidae.
AUGAAAUAGCAAACAAUCUCUGGAAACGAUGUAAAUGAAAGUUACACUUAAGGUAAUUAAUGAAAAUCUCAACUUAGGUUUAAACUUAAUGAAAUAGAAAAAAUAUUAAGAAGCUAUUUAAAUCUUUGAGAAAGUUUUAAGGAUUGAUUCAAAUCAUUUCUAAUCUUUGUAUGAAAAAGGUAAGAAAGAAUAUAUUAUAAGGUGAAUGCUUAAAAUUGCUAGAAAAAUACUCAGCCGCUAUUGAUUGUUUCCAAAAGGCAUUGAAGAUUGAACCAAAAAAUGUAGACUUAAUACUCAAACUAAGUAUUCUUAAAAUCUUGCUUUUAGGUUUAUGCUUAAUGAAGAUGGAAAAAUACUCAGAUGCAUAAUAUAAUUUAGAUAUAGCAUUAAGAUAUGAUUCUAAUAAUAUUGAUCUUGUGUUCAAUAAAAGUAUUAAAUUUAUUUUACUUAGGUUUAUGUUUAAAGAUGAUGUAAAGAUUUGAUACUGCUUUUUAUUAUUUGGAUAAAGCAAUUUAAAUUGAUAAGAAAAAUACAUCACUAUUGCUUAAUAAGAGUAUUUGUUUUGUGAUUUUAGGCUUAUGGUUAUAAGAACUCAAAAAAUAUGAUGAAGCAUGUCAACCGUUAGAUUAAGCCUUAUAAUAUGAGCCUAAGAAUAUUGAAAUAUUAUUGAAUAAAAGUAUCAAAUAAAUUAUAGUUAAGGCAUUUGCUUAAGAAUGAUGAAAAAAUAUGCUUAGGCUUUGGAACUCUUAGACAAAGCACUUUAAUUGGAACCAGAAAAUGUGAACCUGAUACUAAACAAAUGUUGUUAAUAUAUCAUUUUUAGGUAUCUGUUUACUAGCCUUUAAUAAAUAUGAUCAAGCUUCUACAGUAUUGGAUAAAGCAUUAUAAUAGGAACCUCAAAAUUUUGAUAUUUUAUUAUAGAAAGGUACUUGAGAUUUCUAUUUUUUAGGGUAGUGUCUAAAGAUUUUAAAUAAAUUUGAUGAUGCAUUAUAGUAUUUAGAUAGAGCACUUAAAAUUUAACCAAAAAAUUUAGAAGUAUUGUUAAAUAAAGGUUUACAUUUAUUAAUAUUUAGGCAUUUGUUUACAAAUGAAUAAAAAAUAUGAUCAAGCUUCUUAAGUAUUCGAUAAAGCUUUAGAAAUUGAUAAUUAAAAUGUAGAAUUAUUACAGAAUAAAGGUUUAAAUUUAAUAGAUUUAUAGGGAAUUGUUUACAAUAACUCAAAAAGUAUUCAGAGGCUUUGAAAUAUUUAAAUAAAGCCAUUAAUUUCGAACCAAAAAAUGUUGAAAUAUUGAUCAAUAAAAGUUUUUAUAUCUAUUAAUUUAGGUGAAUGCUUAAUGAUGAUGAAGGAUUAUUAAUAGGCUUGCUAAUCAAUUACUUUGGCAUAAAAAAUAGAUUCCAAAAAUAUUAAAGUACUAUUAAUAAAAAGUAAAUUCAUAUCAUAUUUUAAGGUAAAUGCUUAAGAAAGUUAAAUGAAUUGAAAGAAGCGCUUGAAUAUCUAGAUCUAGUUUUAUCUAUUGAACCUAAAAAUUUUGAGGCUUAAAUAAAUAAAUGUACUUUCUUGUCAUAUUUUAAGGCUUAUGUUUAAAAUUAUAACGAUAAUAUCCUUAAGCAUUAUAAUAAAUAGAAAAGGCUUUAAUUAUUGAACCUAAAAAUUUUGACCUUCUUAAGGACAAGGGUAAAGGAAGUACUUAUUUUUAUAGGCAUUUGCUUAACAUAUAUGGAAAAAUAUCAGGAGGCUUUAUAAUAGUUUCAAUAAGUAGAGAAAAUUUAACCAGACAAUGUUGAAAUAUUGCUGAAUAAAGGUAGGAAAUAUAAUAAUACGAGGUAUUUGUCUAUUAUAAAUAAAUUAAUAUGAUCAGGCAUUGAUUUAGUUUAAUCAUGCAUUAAAAUUUGAUUCAAAAAAUAUUGACUUGUUGAUAAAUAACAGUAAAGCAAUUUUAAAAUUUAAGGCAUUUGCUUAUAUAAAAAAAAGGAAUAUAGUUUAGCACUUUAAUGUGUUGAAAAAGGUUUUAAGAUUGAACCAAAAAAUAUCACAAUUUUGAAAAUUAAAAGUGAUUGUUUAAUUGAAUUGAAAGAAUAUAAUAGAGCAUGUGAUUCUUUAGAUUUGUUGUUAGCAAUAGAACCAAAAAAUAUUGAAAUUUUGUUAAAAAAAUGUAAUUAUCGAACUUAAAAUAAAGUUAAUGCUCUAAAAAUAAUUGAAAAGUAUGAUGAAACUAUUAAAAUUUUGGAUAGAAUAUUAAGUAUUGAUAAUCAACAUUAAUUUUGUAUUUUGUAAAAAGGUACUUUACAAAUUAAGUUUAUAGGAUUUUGUCUAAAAUUAAAUAACAAUUAUGAAAUGGCUAUCUAAUGGUUUGAUAAAGCUUUGAGAUUUGAUUCUAGAAAUCUUGAUGUGAUUGAUGCAAAAGGUAAUUAAGGGUUAUUAUUUAACAAUAGGAUAAUGUUUAUUUAUGUUGAAUAAAUUUGAUGAAGCCAUUUAAUGUAUGGAUUUGGCAUUAUAAAUUAAUCCUAAACAUGUUCAAUCUUUAGCUAUUAAGGGUAUAAACUUAAUUAAUUAGGUGAAUGUCUAAUAUCAAAGAAAUUAUAUGAUAAGGCACUCUCCAUAUUAGAAUCAGCUUUGCAAAUAGAUGCUAAUGAUGUUUGUACCUUGUCUUUAAAAGGUAUUUGUAAAAAUUAGAAAUAGGAAAAUGCUUAUUAAUGAUGUAGAAUUAUCAAUAAGCUAUUUAAUACUUUGAUAAAGCACUAAAAUUUGAUAAAAAUCAUUUCAAUACUUUAUAAUUAAAAAGUAUUAUUAUACUAGAUAAUUCUUAGGCAAAUGCUUAUUAUUAAUUGAAUAAUUCGAUAAUGCUAUAAUAUAUGCAGAUCUGGCUCUAAAGAUAAAACCUUAAAAUUUUGAUUGCUUAUUUAUUAAAGGUUUAAUAAUAAUUAAGGAUAGGGGAGUGUUUAAAACGUAUUGGAAAAUACUAAGAGGCUAUUAAAUACUUAUAAAUAGCUAUAUCUAUUUAACCAAAUCAUUUUCUUUGCAUUUAUUUUAAAGGUAUUAUUAAAAAUUAAUAAGGUGAAUGUUUACAAUAAAUUGGCUCUUAUUAGGAGGCAAUAAGAUCUUUUUAAUAAGCAUUGUAAAUUAAUUAGAAUCAUAUAUAAUGUUUAAGAAACCUAGGUUUUAAAAUAUUUCUUAUUCUAUUAGGGUAGUGCUUAUUUUAACAAGGUUAGUACUAAGAAGCAUUUAAAUAAUUAGAAAAAGCAUUGCGAUUAGAUCCUAAUGAUUUUAAUUCAUUAUAUUUACAAGGUAAUAUUAUUAAGGAAUUUAAAUUAUAAUAGGCUAAUGCUUAAAACACUUAGAAUAAUGUUCAUUAGCGAUUUAAUAUUUUGAGAAAGCCUUAAUUCUUAAACCAUUAGAUAUCAAUUGUCUAAAUUCAAUAGGUAUAUUUAUUUAAAAGAAAAAGGUGGUUGCUUAAUGGUUAUGGAACAAUAUGAUUAAGCUAUUGAGAUAAUAAAUAAGGUUUUAAAUCUAAAACCAAACAGUGUUGAUGCAUUAAUUAUGAAAGGAGAGUAUUUACAAAUAAAAUGCAAUUACAAAGAAGCUAUUGUGAACUACAAAGCAGCAGUAUAAAUAAAUGGAAAAAUAUAUAAUGCUUUAUUUAAAUUAGGUAGUAAAGGAUUUAUAGUAUUAGGUAUUUGCUUAAAAUUGAUAAAAAAUUAUUCUGAAGCCAUUAUUUAUUUAGAAAAAAGUAUUCAAAUUGAUCCAAAAAAUCUAUAUUCAUUAUAUGAAAAAAGUAAAACAAUUAAUAAUUUAAGGUGAGUGUUUAAGACUUCUUGGAUAAUAUUCUGAAGCUGUUUAGUGUUUAUAACGCGUCUUUGAUAUUAAUCCAAAUCAUAUUGAAUCCCUUAUUUCUAAAUGUAAAUUUUUAUAUAUAAAAUAUAAAAGGUGAUUGCUUAAAAGGUUUAAAAGAAUUUGAUAUUGCAGUAAGGCUUAUAAGUAAAGUUAUAAAAAGGAUCCCGUUUAAUAUCAAUCUUCUAUUCUUAAGAGGUUUAUAAAUUCUAUUACAAUUAGCUGAGUGUUUAAAAUAGUUGGGCAGAUAUGAAAAUGCUAUUUAAGAUUUGAAUAAAAUUCUAACUGUUGAUCCUUUACAUUUAUUAUCAAUAAUUUUAAAAGGUAAAACAUGUUAUAAUAUAAAGGUGGUUGUUUAUCCUUAAUGGGAUAAUAUUAAGAGUCAAUCUUUUGGUUAGAUAAAGCUUUAAGUUUGGAUUAAAAUAAUGUUGAAGCUUUAGCAACAAAAGGUAAAUUUAGUUUCAAAAAGUAUAGGAAUGUCUUUAACUAUGAUGGGAAGGUAUACGGAAGCUAUAGAAUGGCUUGAUAAAGUAUUGGCUAUAGACCCUUAACAUUUAUAUUCUUUAUCGUGUAAAGGUAUUGAAUAUUUGUAUCAAAGGUGGUUGCUUAGUAAAUAUGAAUUUACCUUUGGAGGCUAUCAUAUAUUUCAAUCUAGCUCUAUAAGUGGAUUAACAUCAUUUAUAUUCUCUAUCUUCAAAAAGUAAUUAUUGAUAUCAUAUUGAUUAGGUAUGUGUUUAAUCAUGAUGGGAUAAUAUCAUUAAGCAAUUGAAUGGCUAAAUAAAGUUUUGAAUAUCGAUCCAAACCAUUUUUAUUCCUUAUCUAGUUUAGGUUACAAUAUUAUAUUUAUUCAAAGGAGGAUGCUUAUUAAUGUUGAACUAAUUUUAAGAAGCUAAUAUGUGGUUUAAUAAAGCAUUGUCUAUAAACUCUUUAGAUGUGUAUUGCUUAUCUUAAAAAGGUAAAUAUCAAUAUUCUAUUUAAUAAUUAGCCUGUUGUCUAUCUAUGAUAGGUCAAUAUUAAUUGGCUAUUAAAUUAUUUAAUAAAGCUCUAUCUAUCAAUAAUAAACAUGUUUAUUCGUUGUCUGCAAAGGGUAAACACAAUAAUAAUUUUAGCUCAUUGUUUAAAUCUUAUUGGUGA